CAUCAUCUCGACUCAAAACUGCUUUCCGAGUGCGCCAGACGUCUUAUGCGACGUGAACAUGCAUUGAUAUAUCUCGAGCGCGGUUGGAAGCCAAGCUGCAGAUAAUGCCUUCAAUGCCUUCGCACGAUUUGAGGCGAGUAGCUUUGUGCCUGCUGCCAAUCUUGGCCUCCUGCUGGCUGCACGGCGGCAGCCGGAGACGGCUGACGCCGCGGUACGGCGGUAGCCGGAGACGGCUGACGCCGCGGUACGGCCUCAGGGACAAAAUCAGCGACAGCUGGCGCAGCGGCUGGGGCUCCGACGGCGACACCGACGACGCGGGCGUCGAGACGUUCGAGGGGGCCUACGACGCCGACGCCGACGCCGACGCAAAUACCGACGAGGCCGUGCCCAUUUAUGAUGACGAGGCCGCGGACCGCGCCGUCGCGCUCUUCGCCAGCGCGCUCGACGACGACGAGCUCGACCGGCUGCAGGUGCGCGACGUCGACGACGAACCCGAGAGGAUAAUAGGCCUCGACGGCAAGCCGCUCGACGACGCGCUCGAGGCGCUGAACGCCGGGCCCGCCGACGACCAGGAGCCCGAGGACGCGCGGUCCGCCGACGCCGAGGCCGCGCUCGACCUCCUGACGUACGACGAGAUGGACCGCCAGGAGGAGGCCGACGUGGAUGAGCGCUUAGGUGUCGUCAUGAGCCACGAGCUCAUCGAGGUGGACGACGACGGCGACCCCGUGACGACGGCGACGCGGCACGUCUUUGUGGACGAGGUCACGUGCAUCGGGUGCACGUCGUGCGCGACGAUCGCGCCGCUGACGUUCCUCAUGGAGGACGCCCACGGGCGGGCGCGGAGCUUCAACCAGGAGGGCGACGACGACGACACGGUCGCCGAGGCCAUCGCGACGUGCCCCGUCGACUGCAUCCACUACGUGCCGUGGGACGAGCUCGUGAAGCUCGAGCGCGAGCGCGAGGGCGUCAUGACGACCUACAACUUCAAGGGCCGCCUCGUGGGCAACGAGGGCCUCACGUCGACGCAGGGCGCGGGCCGGGCGCUGCUCGACAUCUCGACGAACCACGCGAUGCGCUGCCAGAACUGCCCGACGAACCAGUGCCCCGACUGCCCCAUGUUCGCUGUGUCGACGGAGCGGCGGAAGACGCGCUGCGGCAACUGCCCCUCGAACGGCUGCGCGAACUGCCCCAUCGCCAGCAAGUACCCCGAGUUCCAGAAGAAGCGCGCGCGGCGCGAGCGCAAGCGCCGGGAAUUGAUCAAGGCCCAGAAGGCCGAGGCGGCCGAGAACCUCGGCAUCCUGCGCGACGGCGGAUCGCGCGAAUUGUAGUAGUUAUAAAGUAUUAGGAUAGACG
This is a messenger RNA of Pelagomonas calceolata, 1353 nucleotides long. NCBI's taxonomy places the organism in Eukaryota, Pelagophyceae, Pelagomonadales, Pelagomonadaceae. The record is from the annotation of a GenBank genome assembly.